ACUGACUGCACCUUCAAGAGGACUCCGUUUGGUGAGGCCAAUUGGAUCUUAGCAAGGGGGCACUAAGUGUGCCAGGAAUGGCCGGGUGUAAGUGCGUGACUCUGCUUCUCCUCCUACUCGGCGUGAUUCCCAUUGGCAGCAGGAAGAACUGGAGACGGCGUGGGCAGUCAGCGGUACCCAGCAGUCGUGAGAGAGGUGAUCGGGGAGGUGAGAGCUUCCCACUAGACUUCACUGCUGUGGAGGGAAAUAUGGAUAACUUUAUGGCUCAAAUCAAGAGUCUGGCACAAUCUCUCUAUCCAUGCUCUGCUCAGCGAUUGGAUGAGGAGAUGAAAUUACACCUCCUGCACAACCAAUCUGUGACUUGCAAUGAUGGCAGUCCUGCUGGUUACUACCUCAAGACUUCCGAAGGCAGCAAACGGUGGCUCAUUUUCCUAGAAGGGGGCUGGUACUGCAUCAGCCGGGAGAACUGUGACCUGCGUUAUGACACUAUGAGACGACUCAUGAGCUCCAAGGGAUGGCCAGCAACCAAAACUGCUGCUGGGAUUUUGUCCACUCAGCCAGAGGAGAAUCCUUACUGGUGGAAUGCAAACAUGGUGUUCAUCCCGUACUGCUCUAGUGAUGUGUGGAGUGGAGCUUCAUCCAAAGUAGAAAAAGGUGAAUAUGCUUUUAUGGGGUCGCUUAUUGUGCAGGAGGUGGUGAAGGAGCUUCUUGGGAAAGGUUUGGACACUGCUAAAGUCCUCCUGCUGGCGGGUAGCAGUGCUGGUGGGACAGGGGUUCUUUUAAAUGUGGACCUAGUGGCUGAGCAGCUGGAGGAGUUGGGAUACACCGGAAUCCAGGUCCGUGGUCUCUCUGACUCUGGCUGGUUCCUGGACAACAAGCAGUAUAGGAGGACUGACUGUGCCGACAUAGUCACCUGUGCACCCACAGAGGCCAUUCAAAGAGGAAUCAGGUACUGGAAUGGGGCGGUUCCAGAACGGUGUAAACAGCAGUUUAAAGAAGGAGAGGAAUGGAACUGUUUCUUUGGGUAUAAAAUCUACCCAACGCUGAGAAGUCCGGUGUUUGUGGUUCAGUGGCUGUUUGAUGAAGCCCAGCUAACCGUGGAUAAUGUCCAUCUGAGUGGUCAGCCUGUGCAGGAGAGUCAGUGGCUUUACAUUCAAAACUUGGGCCGCGAGUUAAGGAGCACUUUGAAAGAUGUGGGGGCAUGCUUUGCGGCUGCUUGUCUAUCUCAUGAAGUCAUCACACGCAGUCACUGGACAGAGGUGCAAGUCCGUGGAACUUCACUCCCCCGUGCUCUGCAUUGCUGGGACCGUAGCCUGCAGGACACCCACAAAAACAGCAAGACCCCAAUCAAGGGCUGUCCCUUUCAUCUGAUGGACAGCUGUCCCUGGCCACAGUGUAACCCCACGUGUCCUUCUAUUCGAGACCAUUUCACGGGGCAGGAGAUGAGCGUUGUCCAGUUUCUAAUGCACCUUGGUUUCGAUGUACAGAAGAUGGCGAGCCAGCAGGGUUUGGAACCAGGCAAACUGUUGGGCAUGCUGAGCAGCUAGGGAAGGGGACUAUGCAGGGAAGGGGUUGGAUAUUUUUUUAUAGGGGAAAAGCCCAGAGGUUUCUGGCAUUCCAACGUGAGCUGUUUUAAUGGGUAGGGCCUGAUAGCAAAGGAAAGGUGUAUUGGAAGUAACUUAAGACAAAGAAAAGGGUCUUGUUAGCUUUAUGGUGAAGGGGGAGGGUCCUGAUAAUAUUGGGUCACAUUAAAAGGGUGAUAUAUUAUUAUAAACUACUUGCAGAUACACUUAAACGGUACAGUAUGAUCUUCCCUUUAAAAAUGUAUCCCAACCUAACAGGGCUGUUUUAUCACUUUGCUUGGUAUAAUUGGGUUAGUAUGGGAAGUUGAUUUUUAGAAAUGUUCAGAUGAAUGUUCUGGGUCCACAAUGCACAUCAUUUUAAAACCAUAAAAUGCUCUUCCUGGAGAGGAAGAUCCUUUUUUUUUUUAUUAUUAAUUUACAAAAUCUUCAGGACACUAUAACUUGUAUAUGAAUUCCGCACUUAGGUUAUAGGAAUAGUACUGAAGAAUAUUUUUAGGUGCAAAAUGUUUUUAAAAACAAUUUUAUAUCUACAGGUACAAAAUCCAGAAUUAUUCCGAAAUCCAGAACUUUUAUACGUUAAAAAAAAAUUACCAUUUUCAAAAUC
Bombina bombina (fire-bellied toad) is the source of this 2187-nucleotide messenger RNA. Its product is annotated as palmitoleoyl-protein carboxylesterase notum1-like. Lineage: Eukaryota; Metazoa; Chordata; Amphibia; Anura; Bombinatoridae. The record is from RefSeq and is a predicted model, not a curated record. The transcript is spliced from 12 exons. The coding region runs from base 78 to 1547 and encodes 489 amino acids. Gene Ontology annotation, molecular function: hydrolase activity.